Salarias fasciatus (jewelled blenny) is the source of this 562-nucleotide messenger RNA. RefSeq names its product ribosomal protein L37 (gene rpl37). Gene Ontology annotation, cellular component: cytosolic large ribosomal subunit; ribosome. The coding region runs from base 94 to 387 and encodes 97 amino acids. Gene Ontology annotation, molecular function: RNA binding; structural constituent of ribosome. Gene Ontology annotation, biological process: translation. The record is from RefSeq and is a predicted model, not a curated record. The transcript is spliced from 4 exons. NCBI's taxonomy places the organism in Eukaryota, Metazoa, Chordata, Actinopteri, Blenniiformes, Blenniidae.
CCCAUUUCAGUGUUGCACAGGAAGCGGAACGGACGUAAUUUGUUGGUGCGCACGCUCCUCUUCCGGCCUCUUUUCUAAAGCCAGCGGGCGAAAAUGACGAAGGGUACAUCGUCUUUCGGAAAGCGCCGGAACAAGACGCACACUCUGUGCCGUCGUUGUGGGUCCAAAGCUUACCACCUGCAGAAGUCCAGCUGUGGCAAAUGCGGCUACCCCGAGAAGCGCAAGAGAAAGUACAACUGGAGCGCCAAGGCCAAGAGGAGGAACACCACUGGCACCGGCCGUCUGAGGCACCUGAAGGUUGUCUACCGUAGAUUCAGGAAUGGCUUCCGGGAAGGCACCACCCCCAAACCCAGACGUGCCGCCGUGGCCGCGUCCAGCUCCUCCUAAAGGACAUUUCUGGAUCAAUAAAUGGGAUUGAACAGCCCCAUCACCGUGUUGUCUCUGUCUUCACAGACACACCAUUGAUUACUUCUCCACAGAAACUUGAUGUAUUUGUACCAGUCUAGAAAACUAUUGGAGGGCGUCAUGUCAAAACCAUCCAAUAAAACGUUUCCAGAAUGUC